AUGGGAAUAUGCCUGGGAGCGAGGCCCAAGUGCACAUGUACUUUUAGCAUCGCCCAAGGCGCAGAAUCGAUAUCACCGUCACCAGCAUCGCCGGGCUCGUCUUACGACACCAUAAUCGUCCACUGCAGCAGCGCUGAUGCUGAUGACACAGAAUACUCUUCGUCCACGCCUUCCGAUCCAGCGCUAGCAACGUCGUCGUCCACGCCCCUGAUGCCUUCCAGCCAGUGCUCGUCCUGGGACGCCCACACUCUCAGGCAGUUUCAGCAAGAGGAGGAAGACGAGGAAGAGAAGGAGAAGGAACGACAAGGAGGAGGAGAUAAGGAAGGGAGUGGAAUUGGACCUUUGAAUUGCAGUGGGAGGAGUGAUGGAUAUUACGAUCAAGAUGCUGGGCUUGGGAUAGGGAUCGACAGAGGCAGUCUGAAUUGCCUCCCGGAUGAGAUCAUGGUGAAAAUCCUGGCAGCUCUGCCGGUGCUGAACCUGGUACGCAACCGCGUGGUGUGCAAGCGCUGGAACGAGGUUCUGUCGUCGGCGAGCUUGCAAGACAUGUCGCUGCCGCAGCCUCGGGACAGUUGGACCCUGUUCUACGACAAUAACCACGGCGAGGCGGCCAUGUACAAUGUGGGGAUGAACCGAUGGUUCGCUCUGCCGCUGAGCUCCGUGGUGCCAUCACAAUUCCAGAUUGCCAACACGAGUGCUCGAGGCUUGCUGUGCGUGACGGGCCACGUGAGGGGCAACUUCGUGGUGGGGAUGUGCAAUCCUCUGACACAGGCCUUCCGCCAGCUUCCUCCUCUGCUCCAUAACCGCUACCAUGCCGAUGUGAGCGCCAUGGACGCUCCCGACUCCGCAGCGGGCUACAAAAUUCUGGCCACGGGUUACAGGGUGCUGGAGAUGGACGUGACGUCUGAAAUUUACGACUCGCAGAGCGACAGCUGGAGGGUGCUGGACAAGCACCCGAAGAAACGAAAGCUUGCUCGCUACGUGCACGAUUAUCCCGUGCACCAGAGCUGCUCGCUGGAUGGCAAGUUUUACUUCUUCACCAAUGAUUCCGAUGGAGGGCACGGGUCGGGGCAGAUUGUAGGAUUCGACACUUACGACGAUGUCUGGUUCUCCGUCGAGUCUCCACAGUGGAUCGUGUUGCGCAGAAGUCUUUAUUGGAACCCAUGUUUGCUGGCCAGAAAUGGUUGCUUGAUUCUGGCGGGCGGUGCCAAGUGCUCCAAGACCUGCUCCAGCCAGCCGGGCUGCUCCAGCAUCCAGAUAUGGAAACUGGAUCUGGUGGCUCCGGGGGGAGAGUGGAUGGAGAUAGCCAGGAUGCCGGCCCCCAUGUUCAGAAGAUUUCACACUCAAUUCGAGACUUUCCGAUGCUUCGGUCACGGUGAGUUCGUCCUCUUCAUGAGCUCGUCCCGUCCGCAGAUGAUAGUUUAUGAAAUAUCCUCCGGGGCCUGGUCUUGGCUACACAACGGCUUGCUGCAGCCAAAUUUUGAAUACCUUCGUCUCGGGCUUCUGUCCUGGUCCUUCAAAGGAUUUAGCUUCAACCCGGGCCUUCAUGCUUCUCCUUGA
This is a messenger RNA of Marchantia polymorpha subsp. ruderalis, 1557 nucleotides long. Lineage: Eukaryota; Viridiplantae; Streptophyta; Marchantiopsida; Marchantiales; Marchantiaceae. The record is from the annotation of a GenBank genome assembly.